CUUCCAUGACUAUGGAGAGGGGAACAGUUUUGAAUAAAGUGCGGAUGUAGAUGUUCUGUGCCACAGAUCUGGCUAGGGCUACUGCUAAAGGAACAGUUAGAUUACCCCACAGAUCAGCACGCUGUGGACAGAACAAUGAAAUGUCAACAGGCAUGGACCACCGGAGCAGGGAAUUGGGUAAGAGCUCCAACGGCCUUCAAGGAACAAGGAGAUGUCAGCAGCCACAGACCGGCCGGCAUCACAGAUUCACUCAUCAUUGGAUAUAGACAAUGUAUUCAGUCACUGUGUGUUUUUCUUACAGAUGGAUCCAGUCAGAGAAAUCCACCAGAGAGAUGUCCCAGUCCUCAGUAUUCCCAGGACUGUCCAGAGGAGAAACCAAAUAUCCCACUGGAUCAUCAGGAAAGUUCUGGUGAAACGACGAGUGGACUUGGAAAACCCAUCUCAGUGUCUGUGAAUGUGGAAGACGGGAUAAGCGACUCCUAUGGACAUCUCCAUUUAUCUUCCCAUCAUGAAGCAGAGGAUAACAAUACCACACAAGAUUAUUCAAUAACUCCUAAUGUACCCUCGGUCCUUCACAGCAGAGAUCUAUCCACUGAUACCAUUGGUCACAAGAAACCGUCAUCUAAGCAAUUACUGAAUGGCAAAACAAGAACUAAACAGAAAUGUGGGAACAUUUUUUCUAGUGAGAAACGUUUUAAAAAGAAAUCUAAUCUUUUUUUGCAUGAGAGAAAUUGCAGAGAUAAUGGGUCAUUUUCAUGCUUGACAUGUGGAAAAUCUUUUAGCAUGAAAUCCAUUCUAGUUAGACAUCAGAGAACUCACACAAGGGAGAAUCCAUAUUCAUGUCCUGAAUGUGGGAAAGGCUUUAACAAUCAAUCAAAUUGUAUUCGGCAUCAGAGAACUCAUACAGGGGAGAAGCCAUUUUCAUGUCUUGAAUGUGGAAAGUGCUUUAGUCAGAAAUCACAUCUUGUUAUACAUCAGAGAACUCACACAGGGGAGAAGUCAUUUUCACGUCUUGAAUGUGGAAAAUCUUUUAGCAUGAAAUCCAUUCUAGUUAGACAUCAAAGAACUCACACAAGGGAGAAUCCAUAUACAUGUCCUGAAUGUGGGAAAGGCUUUAUCAAUCAAUCAUCUUUUAUUCGGCAUCAGAGAACUCACACAGGGGAGAAGCCAUAUUCAUGCCCAGAAUGUGGGAAAUCUUUUAAUCUAAAAACGUGUCUUGUUAGACAUCAGAGAACUCAUACAGGGGAGAAGCCAUUUUUAUGUCUUGAAUGUGGAAAGUGCUUUAGUCGGAAAUCACAUCUUGUUGCCCAUCAGAGAACUCACACUGGAGAGAAGCUGUAUUCGUGUCCUGAAUGUGGGAAAGGCUUUAACAGUCAAUAUAAUUUUUCUAAGCAUCAGAGAACUCAUACAGGAGAGAAGCCAUUUUCAUGUCUUGAAUGCAAAAAAUGCUUUAGUUCGAAAUCAAAUCUUGUUGCCCAUGAGAGAACUCACACAGGAGAGAAGCUGUAUUCAUGUCCUGAAUGUGGGAAAGGCUUUAACAGGCAAUAUAAUUGUUCUAAGCAUCAGAGAUCUCAUACAGGAGAGAAGCCAUUUUCAUGUCUUGAAUGCAGAAAAUGCUUUACAACAAAAUCAAAUCUUGUUGCCCAUCAGAGAACUCACACAGGAGAGAAGCUAUAUUCAUGUCCUCAAUGUGGGAAAUGCUUUAACAGGCAAUAUAAUUUUACUAACCAUCAGAGAACUCACACAGGAGAUAAGCCAUUUGUUUGUCCCGAAUGUGGGAAGUGUUUUCAUGAGAAGUCAUGGCUUAUACGACAUGAAAGAAUUCACACAGGGGUGAAGCCAUUUUCAUGUUCAGAAUGUGGAAAAUGUUUUGGUCAGAAAUCAAAUCUUGUUAGACAUCAGAAAACUCACUCAUGGGAGAAUCCUUUUAUGUGUCUUGAAUGUGGUAAGUAUUUUGGUGGGAAAUCAAUGCUUAUAAAACAUGUAAGAAGUCACACAGGAGAGAAGCCAUGUUCAUCUUUAGAAUGUGUGAAACCCUUUAGCCAAAAAUCACAUGUUGUGGAACAUGAAAGACUCCACUUAGAGGAGAAGCCAUUUUCAUGUUCACAAUGUGGGAAAUGUUUUAGUCAGAAAUCAAAUCUUGUUCAACAUCAGAGAACUCACACAGGGGAGAAGCCAUUUAUGUGUUCUGAAUGUGGUAAGUAUUUUGGUGUGAAAUCAAUGCUUAUAAAACAUGUAAGAAGUCACACAGGAGAGAAGCCAUGUUCAUCUUCAGAAUGUGUAAAACCUUUUAGCCAGAAAUCACAUGUUGAGGAACAUGAAAGACUCCACUUAGAGGAGAAGCCAUUUUAAUGCUCAGAAUGUGGGAAACGUUUUAGUCAGAAAUGAAAUCUUGUAAAACAUCUAAGAUCCCAUUGAGAAGAGAAGCCAUUUUCAUGUCUUGAAUGCGGUAAAUCUUUUGGUAUAAAGCAAAACUUGUUAGACAUCAGAGAACUCAUACAAGGGAGAAGCCAUUUUCAUGUUCAGAAUGUGAGAAAUGUUUUACCUGUCAAGCAAGUGUUGUUUGAUAUCACAGAACCCACAACACAUAUAAGAAGCCAUAUUUAUGUGGAAAAUGGAAAUCUUUUAUUCAGAAAUCAAGUAUUGCUAAACAUGAGAGAAUUCACUUAGAAGAGAAGCCAUUGUAAUGUUCAGAUUGUAAGACAAGUGAGAGAUGUGGAGCUUUAUUUUGAGACCUGCUGCCUAAUCAUGUCUUCUGUAUAACUUAAAACGGUUGUCCAGUUUCCCAUAUUAAUGACCUAUCCUCAGGAAAGUGAGUCGACCACCAUGCUACUGACAUUGAGAACGUGUACUGACAUUGGGAACAGAUUUCAGUCGAGACAUGCUUGAAUUUGAUCGAUAGUGUGCCCAGUACUGACAGACUGCAGAAGGAGAGACAUUGCUACUCUCUCCCUGUUAACUGUACAUGGCUCCAGAGGGAGGGUAUCAUGGACAUCUUUGCAUGUGAUCAAACCCCCUUUCACCAUCAAUCAGACAGCAUUCUUGCAAAAUGGUUAAAAGGAGCUCUUUGGGCAGUAUUAAACCUAUGAGGUCUGGACUAAAGGAAAUGCAGCCACUGGGGAUGCUGUAUGUGGUCCUGAAGUGAACUGAGCCAGGCUCGGACAAGCCCACAGGGGUACAAGUGAAUCCAUUGGUGGGUCCCUGAGCAAAGUAGGCCCCUAGUCUCCCUCCCCUUGCACAAGUGGCACAUAACACAGUAGACUUGCUGCACUACAUACAUAUAUUCAAUGCGCAGCACCUCAACCAGCCUAUGUUCAUAUAACAAACUUCAUAGAUAAUUAAAGAAACUCCCCAGUUUGCUAUUAUAGACAGGAUCAGAUAGCUGAGAUGUCUUCUAGGUACAGUGGAAAGCUGCCAGUAUCCUCUUUUCCCCAGGAUCUACCUUCUCAAAGUUGCUGCAGGGACCCCCAUAUUCAAGCAUCUGGUAGCAUCUUGCUGCUGUGUCAGCAGGUAAUAUUUGAAUGUAUCCGUACGGUGGACCCCAGGCACCCCAGUCCGACAUUGAACUCAGAAUACACUAUAAACCCUCCCAAUGUGUUGAUUGCUGCUAAAUGCGGUGUCAUCAUGGACAUAACAGAUGACAGUCACAAAUACUUGUGCUGGAUGUGAUUUAUCAGUUGCUACUUGAAAUGUGGAUAUGAUCCCUAGAGCUGAAGAUGAAGAGAACCCUAUAUCAGAAUUUACAUUUUUUAAUAGAUAGCCUAAGAGUGUUGUCUCUAUCUGAAUAAAACCUCUACUAAAGGGGGAUAUUACUGGUGUAAUAUGGGUCACUUUUCACUUCUAAUCUUUCAUAAAAUAUACUUACAUUUUCAACCUAACAUGGAAAUUCAUUUGCUGAGUUGCAAACUACUACCAUGGAAUGGACAAACUCCAGGAUUCAGUUUGCCUAUUAAUGUGCCUUAUAGGGUGGAUUGUUUGCUAAUAAUAACAGAGAUUCACGCUGCAUUAAUCAUCCUGUUCUCUUCCUAUGGCAUAAUAUAAUAAUGGGCAGCACGGUGGCUCAGUGGUUAGCACUGGUGCCUUGCAGAGCUGUGUGAGCAGGUAAUAUUUGAAUGUAUCUGUACGGUGGACCCCAGGCAUCCCAAUCCGACAUUGAACUGAGAAUACACUAGGUUCGAAUUGGACCAAGGACAACAUCUGCAUGGAGAUUGUACGUUCUCCCUGCGUUUGCGUGGGUUUCCUCCAUGUAAAGCGUGAUGAUAAUGUCUGUAAA
Molecule: messenger RNA, 4273 nt
Organism: Bufo gargarizans (Asiatic toad)
Lineage: Eukaryota; Metazoa; Chordata; Amphibia; Anura; Bufonidae
Product: zinc finger protein 260-like
Exons: 3
Coding region: 136-2352 (738 amino acids)
Biological process (GO): negative regulation of transcription by RNA polymerase II
Molecular function (GO): DNA-binding transcription repressor activity, RNA polymerase II-specific
Source: RefSeq, a predicted model, not a curated record